AAACAUUAUAUGGACCAAGCAGACUGAAUAAUGUCACCAAUAUAAAAGAUAAGAGGUCAUUUAACAGAGAAGUUAAUUUAGGAAAGUAUGAAGAAAUACAAGAUGGAAAAAAGACAAUUGAUACUGUAACUUUGAGAACAAAAUCUAAUGACAGUUCAUUGUUAGAUAAUAUUAAACUUCAAAAAUGCUAG
Messenger RNA from Cetraspora pellucida, 191 nucleotides. NCBI's taxonomy places the organism in Eukaryota, Fungi, Glomeromycota, Glomeromycetes, Diversisporales, Gigasporaceae. The record is from the annotation of a GenBank genome assembly.